Molecule: messenger RNA, 1657 nt
Organism: Saprolegnia diclina VS20
Lineage: Eukaryota; Oomycota; Saprolegniomycetes; Saprolegniales; Saprolegniaceae
Exons: 5
Coding region: 23-1657 (544 amino acids)
Source: RefSeq, a predicted model, not a curated record
CCGUUACGCACUUGUCGUCGACAUGACGUCAGUGAUGCCCUUGCAGACAGCCGGGCCAGCGACACCCCACCACGUCGUCCCCGUGGCCUGGCACACGGGCUCUCUCGUCGUUAGCGUCCUCCUCUGCCUCAACGUCGUCUCGACGCCGCUCAAGGCCUACUUGUGCGAAGCCCUUCCGUGGCAAAUCGACGACCUGCCCGAGCUUUAUGAGUCGAGCACCACACCGUGGACAACGAAAGAAGCGCACUUGCUCGCUUUCUUUAGCACCCUGUACAACAACGACACGCUCUCUCCUCGGGCCGUGUAUUUCACUGAUGUCCGAACGUCGACAGUCGGCUAUCGCGCGCACUUGCGCCGGCCACAGGCUGUCUCCAACUGCGACGUGGAUGUGCUCACUGCAAUCGACGGCGGCCUCUUCGUGGCCGAAGCAGCCCGAAAUACGUUUUGCGCUUACGUUGCUACACCACCCAGCAAUGCGUCGACGAUGGGCUCGUGCUUUGCAACUACCGUCCUGCGGUCAGUCGAGGGCUACGUUUGCAUCUGGAGUGUCCUUGCGGACGACGCACCACGCCUCGAGAACGAUGCUCGCAUCGAAGUGCUCUAUACGGGGUUUCGGCUCCAUGGUUCGAGCGCCUUUCUCUGGUUCAAGCUCGUCUACCGCAGUCUCUUGACGUUCUAUCUGGUGUACCUCGUAUGGCGACAUUACUAUGCGCAUUAUCGAACGCUACGCGCGCAGUGCCGACACCUUCCCCAUGCUACGCGGUGUCUCCUUCUCGUCGGCGACCCCACCAGCAUUGUCCUCUUGCACCCGCUUGUCUGCUUUGGUCUUGUCGUCGACACGUGGCUGAGUGUCAACAUGGUCGGUGUUGAGAUCAUGGCGCUUUUGCAACUCCGGGACCUAUGGCAGUUUGCCCUCGGCUACUUUUACCUCUCGCGCUGCGUGUGGUUUUGCUAUGCGUUUCUAGCCAUCGCGUCGGCGGUCCUCAAGCGGUAUCACAUCGAGCACUCGUUCUCGCCCGUCGACCCGACGCUGGUCGCGGUCGCGGCUACGCUCGUCGUCGGUCCGAUGACGUACCUCCAAGGUCACAGCGCGCUCAUUCAAGUUUACUCGUGGCUGCUCAAUGUCUCGGCCAACUCGCCACAUGCCACCGAAGGCAUUUACGCAAUUUUUGUCUACACGAUCUCGAUCGGACUCCUUCCGAUCGGCUACGGCGUCCUCCACCGACAGUGCCGACGCACGCCGACUUCGGCCAAUGCCGUGUACUAUGCCGCGUUUUGGUUCAACGACUGGAAGCACCGUGUGCUGUUGCACCUCGAAGCGCUUUUUCUGGGCCUGGGUCGCAUCGAAAGACGAACUGGCGGCUCGAUCUACGCAGUCUUUGCACGCUACCCAGACUUUAAGCAGUCGCCGUGCAUUAGCCAGCGCGGCGCCGACGCGUACGUAGUCAUCUAUGAUGCAACGGGCCCUGUCGAGUGCAAGCGGCUGAGCCUUCUCGCCAGCGUUGACGCGCGACCGCACCACUGCCGCAUCGAAAUCGUGCGCUGCCGCGGGACACAAGUCUUUGGCCACCUCGAGCUCCAAACGUCCAAAGCGACGGGCAUGGUCGCGUGCGUUGCGUACACAUCGUUGAACGGAGAUAGUCCGUGGCUCGAGUAG